Fusarium oxysporum Fo47 is the source of this 1758-nucleotide messenger RNA. RefSeq lists its product as uncharacterized. Bases 115 to 1293 code for a protein of 392 amino acids. The transcript has a single exon. Gene Ontology annotation, cellular component: fungal-type vacuole. The record is from RefSeq and is a predicted model, not a curated record. NCBI's taxonomy places the organism in Eukaryota, Fungi, Ascomycota, Sordariomycetes, Hypocreales, Nectriaceae.
CAACGCCUGUCUCACGAGAGAUCCUUCUCCAACAAUACUUGACAUCGAUUUCAAGGACGUAUUUUGUUCGGACAACCAUUCUUAGAGAUAGCCGUUUGAAACGACUAGUUCAGCAUGAGACCGAUCAACUACCUACCGAGACCAGACCUUUUGGUCUCGGUGUUUGCCUCCGUUUCACUGUAUGGGGGCCUGGCUAUGGCCCAAGAUACCAAGGAUGACCCCAAGAAUAAUGACCCAUCUGCUGUUCCUGAGGCGACCGAUUCGAAGAAUAGCGAUGCCAAUAAACCCACCAAUACAGCUGCUGAGCCGGCUAGUACUGAGACGAAGGAUAACGCGAAGCCUGCGUCAACGAAAGACGAGCAGCCUUCGAAAACGGAGGAAAAAGAAAAGUCCAAGUCUACUGCGAAAGAGGAUCAGGCCAGUACUGCGACAGGAGAGGGUCCAACCAAAACCAAAGACGUUCAGUCCACAAUCACAUCCAUCGCCUCUUCUGGCACGGAAGAAGCUAUGCCUACCUUGACAAGAUACAAGCCAAUUCCUACUUAUCCAGCUCCUUCUGUUCCCCCUACUAACAACGCUCCUUUCAUGCGGCACUCGAGUGCCCCUGACGGAACCGUAUUUAUUGCAGUUGGGGCUAUCCUUGGCGCUCUUGGGCUCGCCAUCCUACUCUGGCGUCUUAUCGUUGGCAUCCUCCUUCAUCGGUCUGUUGAGCGAGCAGCCAAGGCCCAACAUGACGAGAACGCAAAGACAGGCUUUCCUGCGCCCCCUGCGCCCUUCUACAAAUACACUGAUACCGGAUCGACAAUGUCUCUCUCUGCUGGUCGCGGCGUGCGACGAACCACCCGUGGACCUGUUCUGUCGUCAACCCCUAGCGCCUCCAAUCUGUUUUUCUCCCCAACUGCCGCAGCAUCAGGCAAUGGGGCUGGCAAUCGUGGCUCUGCAUUUUUACCAUCUGGCUUUUAUGCGGCUGGCACCAGCUCUCCCGGUGGCCAGCAUGAUAAUAACAUCAGCAUGACCAACUUACGCCCUGAUUCUCGCGGUCACUUUGGCACUCCUUCACGACAUACCUUAAAUCCAAGUCCUCCAGAGUCACCUUCAUUCCAAGGCCGAAGGGACAUCAGCAACUCGACCCUCAAUCUCAAUCGACCACCAAGUCAACGCGCCCCUAGUGCGUUCCUUGAGGAUCUUCUCGCUGACGAUCCUUCGAGUCUGCCGCCUCCACAUAUGCCUGCUUCGACUGCCAGGCGCUCAUCGUAUGGCAGUGGCUCCCCUGGCGCGCACAACCGAAUCUAAACCGGUAUCAAGCGACUUCUAUCAUGGAAAACUUUACAUGCGAGCGAUAUCAUGCUUAAUCGUCCUUGUUACCAGAGAAAACAUUUGGUGUUACAGGAGGGGCGUCACCUUCGAAUCAUUUUGCAACAGCGGCGUCAAGAGAAUGGCAUUUUUCUCAUCGGGAUAUGGCUUGCGGAUAAUUCGAUACUCAGCCAUGAGAGGACACAGGUGUAAUGAUCCUCGGUAAUGUGUACGUGGGGGUUACGAGUAGAGUUUUGGGUUAUUGUCGACGAUGGAAUAGUUCAGCAUGGCUGUAAGCAAUGGCGUAGCUUCGAGCCCUGACCCCGUCCACUGUCAGAACACCAAAGUUCUACUCUAUGUUUGGAUAACUUGGGGGAGUUAACGGUUUUGAUCCAUACUCCAGAAAUAUCUUCUGGCUUUCUUAGUACAUAAUCCUCUUCAACAUGACAUAUUCAUCUCCAUCUG